Temnothorax curvispinosus is the source of this 1076-nucleotide messenger RNA. RefSeq lists its product as uncharacterized. The coding region runs from base 272 to 1027 and encodes 251 amino acids. Lineage: Eukaryota; Metazoa; Arthropoda; Insecta; Hymenoptera; Formicidae. The record is from RefSeq and is a predicted model, not a curated record. The transcript has 5 exons.
GAAACUUGGAAAACAGUAGAAAUGAAUAGAAAGCGGUAGAAGUUUGUGGUCGUAAAAACUAACUUAUUGGAUUAUUAUGAAUAUUAUGAUCAUCUAUCAUCCAUUCUGAUCUAUUUUUCCUCUUGACCGUACACGCUAUGCGUUAGAAAUGACUGAAAUGAGCCAGAUACACAUUUGAUUUCAAUUUCUACUGAGUUAAAGGGUGAAAAGAACGAAUAAGACGCGUAUAAUCGACAAGCACAAAAGAUAUAGCCCAGCUAUUUGUUCGAUAAUGGAUAAAGGUGUCAGUGAUAGACAAAUGAGUCAAAAAUUUUUGAUUCCGCAACCUCCGAGUGGUGAUAAUCGCUCCAAUUACAAAAUACCUCCAUCUGUUGCAAAAACGAAGAAUAAUGAGAAAAGUAACGAGAGCAAUGUUAUUGAUUAUAAAAAUAUUUCACUCACUAUGACAGGAGAAAUAAGUUCCGGUUAUAUACACAGAAACAGUUUAAUGCAAAAGCAGCCUAAUAAUAAUAUUACUUUUAUAGAGGACACGGAAGAUGAUGAUGAACAGUUUAUCUUAAAUAUGAAAACGAUUAUUGACAAAAAUUAUAAAACGCAGGACAAGGAAAAUGUUAGCCUAAGAGAUUUGCAAAGCAAAUCUUAUUUGCCGAGAAAGAAGAAAUGUGUGUUCAGCGACGAGGAUCAAACUCUGAUGAAACGAUUUAAAAGAUCGGUGGACGAAAGUAAAGCUUCGAGCGCGGCUUCACGAAAGUCUUCGCAGUCAUCUAAUAAGCAAGUUGUUCCUGUUAGCAAUCACGGUUGCUCGACAAUCGAUACCCCACAGACGACGUCGAUCAUUCAACAUAACGAUAUGAAUUUCGGAGGCAACACAAACGAACUGUUUUUUCACGCAGCUUCGACUAUGCGGAACAAUAACCAACGGCUAGCACCAAGAAACGCGCAAAUUGUUGAAAUAGUAGAAUUCGAGCAGAUAAUUUAUCAAGAUAACUUAUUUAUGCCCACGCCUCCCCAGAGAGACGACUUGUAAUCCAUAAAAUGACUCGAUAGUUUAUAUAAAUUUAAAAUAAUCUUGGAGU